UAAUUUGGUCAGAAUGAGGGUUGGAUAUACCAUUUUCAUUCUCUUUCUUUCUCUUUCUUUGCUUGGAUUUUUAAAUGUUUGCAAUGCACAUAGGUUAAGGUAUAACUUUUAUAAGGAAACUUGUCCGCAAGCUAAUUGGAUAGUAAAACAGAUUAUCACGAAUGAAACUCGAACUAAUCCAGCUUUGGGCGCUCAACUAAUUCGAAUGCAAUUCCAUGAUUGCUUUGUUAGGGGUUGCGAUGGUUCAGUGUUGUUGGAUACAGUUAAUAAUGGUUCCAAGGCUGAAAAAGAUGCGAUUCCGAAUCGAUCUUUGAAGGGUUUCGAUGUGAUCGAUGAUAUCAAGAAUGCUAUUGAAAAGGUUUGCCCUAAUGUUGUUUCUUGUGCUGAUAUCCUUGCAUUGGCAGCUCGUGAUGCUGUUUCUGCACCGUUUAAGAGACGGUUAUGGAACGUAGCCCUUGGAAGAAGAGAUGGGAGAAUUUCACUUGCAAGUGAGACCAAUGGAAACAUCCCUUCACCUUUUGCAGAUUUCACCUCUUUGCUUGAAACUUUUAACAACAAAACCCUUGAUGUUAAUGAUCUUGUAGUUCUUUCAGGCGCUCACACCAUUGGAGUUGCUCACUGUGGAACAUUCUCAAGAAGACUCUACAAUUUCACCGGCAAAGGUGACGCCGAUCCAACCUUAGAUCCGACAUACGCCGACAUCUUGAGGAAACAAUGCCCGAGCCCGGCAAAUCCGAACACGAUAGUGGAAAUGGAUCCUGGGAGUUCACGAUCAUUCGACAAACAUUACUAUCAUAUCUUACGCCAAAACAAAGGAUUGUUCAUAUCAGAUGCGGCACUUCUCACAAAUAAGGAAUCGGAAUCGAUUGUGAUUCGGUUACAAAGAUCAAGAGGCUUGUUUUUCGCUGCAUUUGCGAGGUCCAUGAGGAAAAUGGCCGCCAUUGAUGUUCUUACUGGAAAGGAUGGAGAAAUCAGGCGAAAUUGUCGUGUUGUUAAUCCCUGAAGCAUUUCCAAGAUUUAGGGUUUGGGAUUCGCAGGAAUACAUACAUGAAAAAGAAGGUUCUAUAAAAUAUAUAUGGAGAAAGGUGAAUAAAUUUGAAGAAUUUAGUUUUUUUUUUUUUUAAAUUUUAAAGGAAAAUAAGGUAAAUUUACCAUAGAAGUCCAUGCAUUAUAUCCUCGUUUAAUUCUUUGACUUGAAAAACAGAAAAUUAAUUUUCCUACAUUAAACAAAAGGAGUAAAAUAGCAUUUGCGUUAAAAUUGUAUCGUUAAAAACUUAUUUUGAUGUUUUAAUAU
This is a messenger RNA of Gossypium arboreum, 1294 nucleotides long. RefSeq names its product peroxidase 24-like. Gene Ontology annotation, cellular component: plasmodesma; plant-type cell wall. The transcript has 4 exons. Bases 14 to 1003 code for a protein of 329 amino acids. Gene Ontology annotation, molecular function: peroxidase activity; heme binding. The record is from RefSeq and is a predicted model, not a curated record. Gene Ontology annotation, biological process: response to oxidative stress; hydrogen peroxide catabolic process. Lineage: Eukaryota; Viridiplantae; Streptophyta; Magnoliopsida; Malvales; Malvaceae.